This is a messenger RNA of Condylura cristata (star-nosed mole), 3217 nucleotides long. RefSeq names its product CASP8 and FADD-like apoptosis regulator (gene CFLAR). The transcript has 10 exons. Lineage: Eukaryota; Metazoa; Chordata; Mammalia; Eulipotyphla; Talpidae. Gene Ontology annotation, molecular function: protein binding; cysteine-type endopeptidase activity. Bases 250 to 1782 code for a protein of 510 amino acids. Gene Ontology annotation, biological process: negative regulation of extrinsic apoptotic signaling pathway via death domain receptors; proteolysis. The record is from RefSeq and is a predicted model, not a curated record.
GACUUGAUUGGGUAGCGCGGCCAUGGCCGACUGGAGGAGGUGCCGCAGAGUCUCUUGUUUCCUGUUUUCCUGCAUUUCCUCGUCGGGUCAGGAUUUUUUCGGGCUAAAGUUUUCCAGAGCGUAAGGUCAUAUCAUGUUCGACGGGAUUGGGUACCGAUCAGACCGAGAUCGAAAGAAAGAGCCGACUGCUGGCACCGGCAACUCCUUCAUUGGAAAGAACUCUGAAAGCAAUGAAGACAGCCAGCAGCAAUGAAGUUGGUAUCUUCAGAGGCUUCUAGUGACUGGACUGGAGUUUCAUUCCUGCGGUUCCUGGGAAUGACACUGUGCAGGAUGUCUGCGGAGGUCCUCCAUCAAGUCGAGGAGGCACUGGAUGAAGAAGAGAAGGAGGUGCUACUGUUUUUGUGCAGGGAUAUUGCUGCAGACGCAGCUCCGCCCAAUGUCAGGGACCUCUUGGAUAUUUUGAGCGAGAGGGGCAAACUGUCUGUGGUGGACUUGGCUGAACUGCUCUACAGAGUGAGGCGGUUUGACUUGCUUAAGCGGAUCUUGAAGAUGGACAAAAAGACAGUGGAGGCUCACCUGCUCAGAAACCCCCGUCUUGUUUCGGACUAUAGGGUGCUGAUGACAGAAAUUGGUGAUGGUUUGGAUAAAUCUGAUGUGUCCUCAUUAAUUUUCCUCAUGAGAGAUUAUAUGGGCCGAGGCAAGACAGCCAAGGAUAAGAGUUUCUUGGAUCUUGUGAUUGAAUUGGAGAAACUAAACCUGCUUGCUCCAGAUCAAUUGGACUUAUUAGAAAAAUGUUUAAAGAACAUCCACAGAAUAGACCUGAAGACUAAGAUCCAGAACUACAAACAGUCUGCUCAAAAAACGGGAAACAGUUAUAUAAAUGCUCUCCAGGGAUCUCUCCCAAACUUGAGUCUUAAGGAUCCUUCAUAUAACUUAAUGCUCCAGAAUGGGAGAACUAAAGGACAAAAUAUCAUUGUGGAACAACUUCAAAGAGAACCAGUGAAGAUAUCUGUUCAGGAAUCAGGAGCAUUUCUGUCUCAGAUACCUCAGAACAUACCAGAGGAGAGAUACAGGAUGCAGAGCAAUCCUCUGGGCAUCUGCCUGAUCAUCGAUUGCAUUGGCAAUGACACAGAGGGUCUUCAGAAAACCUUCACCUCCCUGGGCUAUCAAGUCGAGUAUUUCCCCUAUCUCAGUGUGAGUGGCAUAAACCAAAUCCUCCACCGGUUUGCUGGUAUGCCUCAACACCGGGACUAUGACAGCUUCGUGUGCGUCCUGGUGAGCCGAGGGUGCUCCCAGAGCGUGUUUGGAGUGGACGACACUCACUCGGGGUUCUCUUUGGAGAAGAUCAGGAGGAUGUUCAUGGGAGACGCAUGCCCUUCCCUCUUAGGGAAGCCAAAACUCUUUUUUAUUCAGAACUACGUGGUUUCAGAGAGCCAGCAGGAGGCCAGCAGCCUCCUGGAGGUGGACAGCCCGGCGGUGAUCAGUGCACAAGCCGUGGACAGGCAGCAGGCACCAUGCACAGUCCAUCGGGAAGCUGACUUCUUCUGGAGCCUGUGUCGAGCAGACGUGUUCCUGCUGGAGCAGGCCACCACCAAGCCGUCCGUGUACCUGCAGUACCUCUCCCAGAAGCUGGGGCAGGAAAGAAAACGUCCUCUUCUGGACCUCCACCUUGAACUCAAUGACUGCGUGUACAAUUGGAACAGCAGAGUGUCUGCUAAGGAGAGGUACUGCGUCUGGCUGCAACACACGCUGAGAAAGAAACUCAUCCUUUCUUCUAAAUGAAGCGCCGGAAGCUCUGUCAAAUGCUGCUUUGCCUUCCGCCUCCAUCACUUGCCACAGUAGCCUGCUAGCCAGUGUGCCUAAGUGAUGAGUGAGGUGAGGUCAUGGCCCAAGCUGAAAGAUCCCCGGGAAGAAUGCUUGACAGGAAGGAAGGGUGUCUAAGCUUCGAAGAUGAGGCAUUGAGCUCUACUGUUCAAACAAUAUUUGCAUGAAACUGCACAGUUGGCCAUUGUGAGGAAGAAAAAAGCUUGGAAGCUUUAACAACUUAGCACCAUUUGAAUUGGGCAUGUCAGGACCAUGUUGCCUUCCGUUCUAAUAGUCAAGCAAACAGCCACAUAGAUGCUCAUUCAGAGUUCCUGCAGCCACAAAGCAACCUGUGGGUCCCAUCUUCCAUUCAGAAAAGAAAAACCAAAAUACAAGGCAAUGAAACUUGAAUAUAACAAAACCUUAUCAUCUUACCCAUGAGAAGAAGCCACAGUUACCCAAAACCUUGGUGUCUUGCCUUGCUGAGGGUUUUCACAUUUGUAUUGGGUGCCACAGGAGAGUGGCCCUCCUCCCUGUUAGUGGGGGUGCUUACUGUUUCUUCGGUCAUGCCAAGCUUGGGCCCUGGGCCCAGACAGUGUUUGCACAUUGGACAUGUCCCUGGCAUUUCUGUGGGACACAGGGUGUGAUUUGGUUGUUUCUGAUGUUGUACUCUGUGUAGGGGCUGAGAGGAGGCAGAAGUACAGGCAUUGAGCCCCCUCUGUGGUGAAGGAUGCAGCCAACACCAGCUCAUUGCUCCAGUCAUUCUCGAGGAAGUCAGUGAGUCUGGUUGCCAUCUUGGUCUCAGCAACCUGCAAUUUUUCUUUCCAGGAUCUGGAUAUUAGACAGCAUGAUUGCUGUAGUUUGUGCUGCUACUAACAAACUGCCAUUGAGUAGAUGGCUGAACAAACAUUUAUUUCUCAUAGUUCUAGAGACUGAAGUCCAAGAUCAAGUUGUUGGCAAAUGGUGUCUGAAAGCCUUGCUUCUAGGUGAUGUAGGGCUGGUCUUUUGGUUCUGUCCUUGCAGAGAGCAGAUGGAGGAGGCACGUUUUCUCCUGUCUCUUUCUCCAAGGCCACUGAUCCCACUCAUGAGGGCUUUACUCUCAUGACCUAAUUACCUCCCCAGAAGCCCCACUUUCUUGGUGAUCAGGAUUUCAACCUUUGAAUUUAGGACAGACCUAAAGCAUUUGGUCCAUAAUGCUGGCAAAGGCCCUCUCUCAGAAUGGCAUGAAGACUAACCCCUGGCAUGAGUAGCUUCCCUAUUCUUCUUGAGACUCCUGGCAUUUUAUUGCUAGUCAAGUACACCACGUAUACACCUUUCUUUCUCGGAUGGGAUGACAGGUCCUAAAAGGAGAACAUUAUUUUAAAAUCUCACCUGAAGCCUUUUAAAAAAUAAUUUAUCCUGGCCCUCCCUGGUG